Triticum aestivum (bread wheat) is the source of this 5211-nucleotide messenger RNA. Its product is annotated as transcription factor bHLH128. Gene Ontology annotation, biological process: regulation of transcription by RNA polymerase II. Gene Ontology annotation, cellular component: nucleus. NCBI's taxonomy places the organism in Eukaryota, Viridiplantae, Streptophyta, Magnoliopsida, Poales, Poaceae. The record is from RefSeq and is a predicted model, not a curated record. The transcript is spliced from 5 exons. The coding region runs from base 191 to 1117 and encodes 308 amino acids. Gene Ontology annotation, molecular function: DNA-binding transcription factor activity, RNA polymerase II-specific; protein dimerization activity; RNA polymerase II cis-regulatory region sequence-specific DNA binding.
CGCAUAGGAUAGGCCACGCCAAUAUUCCACGCCCAAACACACGCGCAGACCGGCGAGCGAUAGCUGAUAGCCCCGGCCGUCGACGACCCAAGCGCGCCACCCCGUCGACCGAUCUACCAGUACGUGUCCGGUCGCCCCUCGCCGCAUGCAGCUGUGCCGGAAGGGGGCUUAUUUUUGCUAACUGCACGACAUGAGGAGGUUCUUGCCGGCGGGAGUAGGGGAGCCCUCAUCCUCCUCCUCGUCGGGUCCGCACGGGAAGCACGAGGGCAGCGAGGCCGCCGCUGCUGGCGGCGGUCUGCGCUACGGAGGGGGAGACAUCUCGCUGGGGCGCGGCAACGACCUCCUCCACGGCCAGUUCCGCGGAGGCGAGGGGGAGAUGAAGGACGACGGAGCGGACAUGCUGGCCCGGCACAGCAGCUCGCCGGCGGGGUUCUUCUCCAACCUCAUGGUGGAUGACGGAUAUCAUGGCUCGAGAGGCGCCGGAGUAGCUGGUGGCAGCAGCGGCGGCGAAGCCCACCGUCACGCCAGUAGCAGCACGAAGAUGAAGUCCCAGCUGAGCUUCACGGCCGGCGGACAACAGACCACUGCCCACCUCUCGCGUAUCUCCGAGGGCGCCUCCUUAUUCCCCAGCGCCGACGCCGUCCGCGCUGCCGCGCACUCGGGCAGCGAGCACCCCGUGUCGCGUUCCUUCUCGGCCAGCGGCAGUAGCGGGGGCUUCUCCAUCGUAGGGCCGUGGGAUGAGUCGAGGGAGAUCAUCGGCACCCUCGAUCUCGGCGGUUACGAGUCUCAGUUCAGUGGCAUGGCGAGCUCGUCGUCGCUGGAGCUGGCGGGGAUGGACAAGUACAUGCAGGCGCAGCAGCAGCAGGACCAGGUGGCGUUCAAGGUGCGGGCCAAGCGCGGCUGCGCGACGCACCCGAGGAGCAUCGCCGAGAGGGAGCGGAGGACGAGGAUCAGCUACAAGCUCAGGAAGCUGCAGGACCUAGUGCCCAACAUGGACAAGCAAACGAGCACCUCGGACAUGUUGGACCUCGCGGUGGAGCACAUCAAGGGCCUCCAGAGCCAGCUGCAGGCCAUGAAGCACGAGCAGGACAAAUGCACCUGCUGCAACAAGCCUUGAGCAAUUAAGCAGAGGACCAAGGACUGAUCAGCACAACGCAAAGAAUGACACCACCCUUACUCGAGAGAAAUGUACAUGCAUGCAUGGGUAAUACUAUUGAUCCAACAUGAUGCAUGAAUUAGUGCAUGCCAAUGCUAAAUGAGUACAUGGAGCUCAACGGUUCAUACUUUAUUCAAGGCGGCAAGGAACUGGCAGCCGUUCUGAUGGACCCUUCAACUUGUUCCCAGUCUUUGGCCAUAAUUAUCUUGAAGCAGGUGGCUAGUAGAUCAGGUACCUCUCCCGUUUCCACGAGAACAUGAAUUUUGGUACUAAUUAAUUGCUGAGACUGAGAAUUCUUAUUCCAAUUUUUUGUAAUAACCAUGCAGCCAUUGGCUCUCUUCGUAGCAUAUAGACGUGUGCGAAGUGAAAAGAAUAAAACCACCACAUCCCUGGGGUCAUAUGCAAAAAAAACACCACAAUACACACAACCUGCAAAAACCACCGAACGCAAGAAGAGAUCAAUGCAUGGUUCAAACAGAGGUAAUUUUAUGCAACUCUACACAGAUUCUACGGAUAGAAAACAUCAUCUACUAGUUGAGAUACCUUAAUCGAGAAUAUGAUGGAAAAACUAAAGGAUUUUACAAGGAGAAUCGGAUCAGAUCGACGCAUACCAAAGGAGGAAACCAUCUUUGAGAAACUGAGCCGAGGAAGAGACCUGCAAGGCACGGGAUCGAUAGAAAAAUGGUAGAGGCGACGACGACGGUGGCGUGAGACACCAAGGGUGUGAGGGUAAUAGGUGAGAGUGGGAACCCUAACCCCCACGCGCCCCGUAUCAAAGGGCACUUGGAACCGCUACCCCGUGCGCAUGGGCUAAAGUUGCCGGGGGCAUGGGGUCCCGUGCACGCGGUAUAGAGCCUGUGGGCACGGGGUGUCCAGUUGAUUUUGACAACAAAUGCAAGAAAUGGCACAUGGCUGGUUAGAACUAGCUAUCCUUACAAAGUGUCAUGCUGCAAGGUCAUCUCACUUCUGAACAUCAUCACAAAAGAAAUCCAAUACUACUUGAAAGGUGCAUGUGGAGCACUUGCAUAGACUGAAAAACAUGCCUUAUGAUGAGAAUAGAUUGAAAAGCAUGCCUUAUGAUGAGAAUGGAAUAUGAUAGAUCCGCACUAAAGCCAAUAUAGAUAUCAUAUACACUCAUUUUUGCAACAACAAAAUAGAAAACCCAAAAAUUGAGUGCACCAUCAUACUUUAGCAUAUAAUGACAUAAAGGUCUAAAAUACCCAGAUAAGUAACAAAUAAACAUCCAACACUAGUGCAGGGACGUCCUAUGCAAACGGUUUUUACCCCCUUUCAGUGACACAAUUUUAAACCGUCGCCUUGCUAACAUGGGCGAUAGGGGGUCCAUCCCACACGACCCAGAUAAAUCGUCGGCGAUAGCACACACUCGGAGCAAAAGAGCUCGUGUGCAAUCGGGUGAGCUGUCAUGAACAAUUGUGCGGGACAAAAUCAUGUGACAUGUGCUUAGCAUCCCACACAAUGAAUUCCGAACAAAAUUUUCCGUUGGUAUGGUGCAUCACACACAAUUUUUUGCAUAAACUCGUCUGUGAUAGGGGCGGCAAACGUUUUUUCUGUGUAUAUCGUUUGCGUUAUUCAAGUACAACACAAACAUGCCUACCUAGAAGAAACUAUAUGAAAUAAUGCUGCCCAUUACACACAUUUUUCCCAUGGAAAUGUUUGUGCAAGGUGGCCUAACGCAAUAGUUGACUGAAACGUCGUGUGUGGUUGUUCAUUGAUCUCACAUGUCUAGUUCUAGAAACUGUAGGGGUUGUCUGAGGUCAUCGCCCACGAAGUUGUAUGAGUAGCCAUCUGCAGUAUAAAAACCCAAUAAGUAGGCUAAUUAGCCCAUUACUUUUUAUACAUUUAGUAAUCAAAUUGACAUUUCAUAUCAAACACACAAUAUAUUUCAUAUUCAUGUAACGGCAACCCGGAUUUCAUAAUAGAAAUACAUCUGGGUACACAAUCACAUAGCUAGUUCGGCACUCAGUUACACCAUAUAGCUAGUUCACACCCCAUUACACAAUAGCAACAAGUUUCACAUGCAACAUCUAAAACCUUUAAAAUGUAGCAUCAUAGAUGGUAAAUAGACAGAUAUAUCUCGUCUUGAAAAUUGCUGAAGUGGAAGGUGAAUACAUAUUGAGCCUUUAACGAUGUUGAAGGUCCUUGCAACUUUAGGCUUGUGGAUGUGGAUGAUUGCCCUCCCGUCCUUCGUCAUCUUGAGGAAGACUUCAAUAUUAUAUCGUGAAUGUUGUAUGAAUACCUUCCUCACCUCUUGACCAUACCGGUGGUUUGAGAGGUAACCAUCAGUGAACUGCUUUGAAAAGGACUGAAAACAAAGAUAUGAAUAAAUAUCUUCUCUAAAUCUUGAAAUGGCGCAUAGGAAAAAAACAAAGUAAAAGAGUUAGUACCAUCCUAUAGUUGAUUGAUGUCUUCUUCAUUGUGCAGACAAAGAUCUUGCUAUUUUUCGACGCUAGUUUCUUUAUCCUAACAAUCUUUCUGAAUUUCUCGACUUCACUGAUAUUUAUGGACAUCUCAUUUCCCCCAUACACAAAUUGGGUCGAACGAUGGGUCUAAACCUCUGACAACAGGACCUACAUAUGCGAGACCAAAUUAUUGAAAACUUAAAUAUUAGAACGGUUCCUGCAGUUGCACAAUAAUGUGCUAUUAGCCAAAGGAUCAUGUGUAAACCUCAAUGGUAAGCCUCAGUGUCUCCCAUUGUUACGCAGCAACAUAUGGUAGAUAUUGACCAGGUUAAGUGAGAAUUGGCAUACUAUCAAUAAAACAUGUUAGUGCAAAAUAAACACACCGCAGAUGCGACAGAUUAAUCUGAGCCACACGGAAAAGCCAGUAAACCAAAUCAAGCAUGCUUAACAACUAGUAUAUCGUAAUUGUAUAUGUUUCUUAUGUAUUUAGUAUAGCCAAAUUUGAUUUAUUUUCCACAUACAUAACACUAGAAAAUUGUACACACAACAAUUGAACAACACAUUGCAGAAUUGAACCAAACAGUUAACUAAACACCACAACAAAUAAACCAAAUAGUUAACUGAGCACCACAUUGCACAAUAGAACAUACUAGAAGAUCGUAUUGCAUAGUAACACUACAUUGGACAAUUGGCUAAAAAAUUCUAAAGGAAAUGUCGACAUUUUGGGAACGGGGGUACCCAUACUUGCCUGCCUGCGGCCCGCGGAGUGGCUCCAUUGACGGCCUGGAACGGCCCAUCUUCAGCAUCAACAACACAAGACCCUCGCGAGGCAGACAUGCCAAGACCUCCAGAAGGAGCGGCCUCCUCAAGCUGGCUCCUGAGGAGCGGAGAUUUCUAUGCAAGCCUUCACCUCGUGAGGUUUGGAUGACGUGAGAAGUGACGACCAAGGCCAGGCGGGCGCCAGCGGGCGCAGUACAACAGUUUCCUCUUUGGUGUAAGGAGGCAAGAGCAGGCGUGGAGUCCCGAGGAAUCAGCCAAAGGUUUCCAUUUCCAUGCAACAAGACCAAGACCGCCAGGACGGCAGGACAGAGGUCAUCGCCGAGCCCACCACGGCGUCACGACCAGAGGCUUUGCAGGCGAAGACCAUCUUUUGUCAGGAUAGGAUGUACCAGUUGUCUCCCUUCGAAUUUGGCCGUUGUGGUAUCCCUUCCCGCCUCCGUUUUGGGGAAGAGGACCAAGGCCACUAUAAAUAGGGCCUAGCCACCACCGUAGAAGGGACGGAUCAUUCAUCAGCUCACCAGCUCACCCAAACACAAGAACACACCUCCUGAGGUUGUUCUCCCACUGUACUAGUUCAUCCUCAGCCCACCUCGAGGCCAAUCCACCACAAAGCAGGAGUAGGGUUUUACACCACAAGGUGGCCCGAACCUGGGUAAACUGCCUUGUCCCAUUUACUCCCAGUUCAUCGAGCUAGGCCGUGGGUUCAGUGAGUAGGCGGACUGGGGAGGUUGUGUUCUUCACACGCACCCCAGAGUUUGAAUCUAUCCAGGGUCUGUGGAGCCCUGAAUCCGACAUUUGGCGCACCAGGUAAGGGUGUGUCGGAGCCUCUCUUCCUCCAGUCGACUCGCCGCCAUU